AAUUAAUUGAAGAAUGCGAGGAACAUUUGCAACCAUUCAUAAAAAAUGGAUAAAUGGGGAUCAAGUAGUUUACAAGACAUAUAGUAAAUUGCAUGGGAAGCUCGUUCUUCAACAUUUGAAAAGGGAAUUAAUGGCAUUGAAACAAUUUGAUAUUCAGAGUGAAAAAGAUUCAAGACAACAUCAUAUUAUUUAUUUUAUGGGACACCUUGACACAGCAGAAGCUCACCACUUGAUAUUCCCAUUAUACAAGCAAGACCUACAGUCUCUCUUGAACAAUCAAAAAAAGAAUUCAAAAGAAUUAGCCAAUGCAUUUUUGUAUCAAAUAUCAGAGGGACUCGAAUAUAUGCAUCAACAUGACAUUAUUCAUUGUGACCUUAGUCCAAGUAAUAUCUUGAUUGAUGAUUCAUUAGGAUAUAUUCACAUGUUUAUUAGUGAUUUUGGUUGUGCACAUCAUUCCUUCAUGUCAAAAGAAGACGACAAAAAGAGAGAUCUUGGAAUAAAUGAUGAUGAUGAUGUUGUUGUUGUCGUUGGUAAAAGAUAUUAUAAAGCACCAGAGCAUUUAUUUGGAUCAAAAAAAUAUGCUCCCUCCACAGAUAUUUGGUCUUUAGGAGUCAUAUUUUUAGAGAUACUUAUCGGAUACCCUAUCUUUGCUGGUGAAACAGAUAUUGAGCAAAUUGGUAAAAUUGUCUUUAGACUAGGAAUUCCAUCAAACAAAGUACAAAAUAAUGAAAUGUCAAGCUAUCCAGAUAUAAAUAAGCUGAAUUUCUUUUUUACAACAGAUGAAGAAGAAAUUGGUACAAAAGAAGAAUAUAGAAAGUCAUUACAGCAGGUUAUGGAUGAAGAACGAUUGUCUAAAGAGAUUCAAGAUAUUAUUAAGAAUACAUUAACUUGGUCUAUCAAAGAUAGAUGGACUAUUUUAUCAUGUAAAAAGAAUAAUAUAAACUGACU
Cokeromyces recurvatus is the source of this 948-nucleotide messenger RNA. RefSeq names its product kinase-like domain-containing protein. Gene Ontology annotation, cellular component: nucleus; cytoplasm. Gene Ontology annotation, biological process: protein phosphorylation; intracellular signal transduction. The coding region runs from base 14 to 946 and encodes 310 amino acids. Lineage: Eukaryota; Fungi; Mucoromycota; Mucoromycetes; Mucorales; Mucoraceae. The record is from RefSeq and is a predicted model, not a curated record. The transcript has 4 exons. Gene Ontology annotation, molecular function: protein serine/threonine kinase activity; ATP binding.